Messenger RNA from Rhinolophus ferrumequinum (greater horseshoe bat), 3249 nucleotides. RefSeq names its product signal sequence receptor subunit 3 (gene SSR3). Gene Ontology annotation, biological process: SRP-dependent cotranslational protein targeting to membrane. The transcript is spliced from 5 exons. The coding region runs from base 82 to 639 and encodes 185 amino acids. The record is from RefSeq and is a predicted model, not a curated record. Lineage: Eukaryota; Metazoa; Chordata; Mammalia; Chiroptera; Rhinolophidae. Gene Ontology annotation, cellular component: endoplasmic reticulum; membrane.
GGCGGCCGUGGGGGCGGGGCCAAAGCUUCUGCGGGUCGUCGCGCCGUCUGGGCCGUCUAAGCUCCUGGCUUUUGCUCCACCAUGGCUCCCAAAGGCGGUUCCAAGCAGCAAUCCGAAGAGGACCUGCUCCUUCAGGAUUUCAGCCGCAACCUCUCGGCCAAGUCCUCAGCGCUCUUCUUCGGGAACGCCUUCAUCGUGUCCGCCAUCCCUAUCUGGCUAUAUUGGCGAAUAUGGCAUAUGGAUCUUAUUCAGUCUGCUGUUCUGUAUAGUGUGAUGACCCUAGUAAGCACUUAUUUGGUAGCCUUUGCCUACAAAAAUGUGAAAUUUGUUCUCAAGCACAAAGUAGCACAGAAGAGGGAAGAUGCUGUUUCCAAAGAAGUGACUCGGAAACUUUCUGAAGCUGAUAAUAGAAAGAUGUCUCGCAAGGAAAAAGAUGAAAGAAUCUUGUGGAAGAAGAAUGAAGUUGCUGAUUAUGAAGCUACAACAUUUUCCAUCUUCUAUAACAACACCCUGUUCCUCGUCUUGGUCAUUGUCGCGUCCUUCUUCAUCCUGAAGAACUUCAACCCCACAGUGAACUACAUUCUAUCCAUCAGUGCUUCUUCGGGACUCAUCGCCCUCCUGUCCACGGGCUCCAAGUAGACCAUGUCAACUUCGCCCCUAACUUUGUGUCUGUGGGUGGCCUGUGGUACAUGGAGAAGUAGCAGGCUGGUCAGGGUGGGAGACACGGAAGGUGUUUGGAGUUUGAGGGUUUGAAAAACCCAACAAAAUGCAACUCAGUAUUUGUUUAUUGGCUCUUUUUUUGACAGACUGUUGAAAUUAAAUAAAUUGAAAGGGAAACUCAGAGUACCAGGACAUUUAUUAAAAGGCAAAAAGUGUCUCGCAAUGUAUAAUGCUAUAAUCACAAGAGGAGAAAAUAACUUGUUUCCUUGAUUUGUCAGAGGUCACAGUAACCUGGGCUGACUGUUAUUAUUUAUAAUAAUAGCAAGAAGUUAAUAACUGGUUCUGUGUGUUCCAAGCACAAUAUUACAACUUUUUUUGAACCUUAAAUAUCAGAAUGAAUCCCUGGCGGGAGGGGAGUGCGGGCUAGGCGGAUUGAACUUCAUGUUUAUAGUUUCCUGAAUUUGUGAUUUGAUAUACUCAUAACUCAAAGUUAAAAACAUGGCUUCUCCAACUUGGGGAAGAGAAACUUGUGGAAAAGUACUUUGAAAAAAAAAAAGAAGAAGAAGAAAGGUAGCCAAGGUAAUAACCUAAAAAUAGUGCCCAGGCAUAUGCGAGUUGUCCUGUGGGGUUAAAGCACACACUGUUCAGCUGGACGGCGUUGGCCUUGGGUGGCCAAGGAGGUCAGUUUGACCCUCCCAUAUUGGUUUGCCUUGUUUAUAGAGACUGGAAUCGUUGUUUUCUUUGAGUAUGGUCUCAGACCACUGGAGGAAUGUUCGGUAAGAGAGAGAACCUCUUUCCUGAGUAUUGAUGUGUAAAUUACCAAAGUAAUUUUCAUGAUCUUAGUUCCAGAAUUCUAAGAACACGCCAAGGAAUUAACGGUGAUUUUAGUGCUUAUCGGCAUUUUUCCAUGAGGACUUUUAUAAAUUUGACCCUUUUAGUCCAUAGGUUCCCAUCGAUUGUAAAUAAAAUACUGAUCUCUUCAGCUCUUGGGGCUGAGAGCAAUCUCUUGCAUUUUUUAACCAGUGUGAGUAUAUAGAUACUAUCAUUUUCUUUGUUUGCCAUGCAUGAUUUGAAAAUAAGUUUGGGAAGCUCUUCUUGAAGCAAUAUCAUUUAAAAGGUUAUGGAAUCCCAGAUGAUAGUGGUUUCAUAUUCCUAUGAGCUUUUGACCAUCUAGUAAUUUCUUAUAGGCAGUAGCACAAAGGAAAUACCAUUAUUUCUAAUGCCCAGUCUUAACUUGAAUCUUUAGUUUUCACUUCUUAAUUUAAGGUGAAUGUUGCAAAUAAUACUUGCUGUUUUACUUAUAACUUUAUAGAAAGGUAUUCGUGAGGAGUUCAUUUCUCACUUACCUGUCGGAGACGUUGUCAGGCCAUGUCCAAGAAGCAGGAAAGACGACAUUUGCACAGUGGUCUUCAUUGUCUUCAGGUGAGGGGUACAGUAGGUUGGUGCAAAAGUCAUUGCGGUGUUUGCAGUUAGUUUUAACCUGUUAAACUGCAAUUACUUUUGCACCAACCUAAUAUUUCAUCAUUGUUUCUAGAAGUUUGAAAUUCUUUACUUUUAUUUUGGUGCGUUAUGCAUGUGCCAUCACUGGAUAAUAUGGGGUGAAUGGGAAGUCAGAAGAGAUUCACUGCACAGUAGUUAGUGUAACACAUGAGAGGUUUAUUUUUAUGUUUUAACCUUUUUUUCCCCCGUUGAUAAAUAGUAGUUUGAGUAGUGGCAUGGAGUUUAUGUACCAAAUACAUUUGCUUCACAAAAUGACUAUUUGACUAUCAACAUCUAUUUGUUACUUAUAUCUGGGCCACGUAUCUUUUUAAAGGGCAGGUGAAAAAUUGCCACUAGAUGGCAGUGCCUGUGUAGCUGGGGAAAUUGCCACCAUUCUCACUAUUACACAAUGUAGCUGAAAUGGGGUGGUGAAAUAGAGGCCUGUGCUUAAUAAACUGAAUAAUUUGAAGAAAAGCAAGUAAGCAACAUUUGAUUUUGGUUCUGAAUUUUUUCUCCAGCACUCUUUUGUUUUUAAUCUUUAUAAUGGUUUCUAACUUCUUAUACUGUUAGAUAAAUUUGUGUGCAUAAGUUUAUGACAUGUACUCACAGUUCCACAGUUUUCAUUCAGGAUACCAGUACUUUACUCUUGGGGAUUACAGAACCUUUUCUCCAUUCCUCUCCCAUCGUCUGAAAUGACUCUGUGGUACACAGAAUUAUGAUUUAUGGUUUAGUUAAUAAAAACUUGCUGUAGAAUUUUUAUCUCAAAAGACCCCCCCUUGUCCAACAGCAGUAAAAUAAAGGGUUCUGCUCUAAUUGAGAUUCAAAGUGAUUAAAUUCCUUUUUUUACACCCCUAGUGAUAAGUAGGGGCAUAAAGUACUGGAAAAUUUUACAUUUCCCUAUUUUUAAUUUUUUUACAACUUAAUAAAAAUCUUGGAUUGAAAUUAUUCUUAGCCAGUAAAAAUUUACUGGUUGUCCUGUUUGAUAUAUUAUUCUACCUUGGAAAGAAUAAUUUGAAGUAAGUUUUGAAGUUAACUGAAAUGAGGUUGGAUUCAUAUCUAAAAUUCUUGUGAAAGGCCUUAUUAAGUAUCAUUAAACUUUGCUUUUUAAAA